Molecule: messenger RNA, 673 nt
Organism: Rubroshorea leprosula
Lineage: Eukaryota; Viridiplantae; Streptophyta; Magnoliopsida; Malvales; Dipterocarpaceae
Source: the annotation of a GenBank genome assembly
AACCCCCAAGAGUAGAAAUUAAACUACAACAUAUAUAGAUUUUUUUUUAUUAGGAAAAAACUAAAAAGUCUUUUUUUAUCUUUUGUUUCUUUUUUCUUUUUUUUUUUUUUAAUUCAGAUGAUGAUGAAUUGGUGAAAAAAGCAGAGAAGUAUCAAGAAUACAUGAAGCAGCUUCCAAUUCCAUCACCCUGUAAUGAUCAUUCCAUUCGAUUCAGGACAUGGCAAAAGAUGGCGGAAUUCGUUAAGAAAAAGUAUGAGCAACCGCUGCAUUACCUCACUAACAUUCAAUUAAAACAAUGGGAUGAAUCUACCGGAGAUGAAAACAGGCCAAUCGCCGGCAACAUUAUUCAUCCUAGCAAAGCUGAGGCCAUCAUCUGGGGUGUUGAGGAGUUCAACAGGAAAUGUUCAUCUCAUCUCUACCUUGCUAAGCUAUGGCAUUCGGACCCAAAGUACCGUGAUUUUGUUGACUUGGUCAAUUCAUAGAUUUGAAUUUUAUCAUUAUUUCCUUAAUUUUGUGGGUUGGACAUAUAUAUAUUUUGGAUGUUUUAAUUUGGGUUUGAUGGCAAAUUUCAUUGAGGAAAAUUUUCUUGUUUGUAAUAGAAUUAGUAUUAGUUCUUGAAUAUGAUUGGCAAAUCUAUUGUUCCUUUUUUUUUUAAUCAAUUAGUCGACAGUUU